AUGCGCGCAAAAUCGUGCUUUCUGCAAGCCGGAAAGCUGAGGGACCGCGGCCGCAUAUUUUUAUUCACCCCAGUUGUUCUGCCUGCCAAAGCCAGGUCAGAGACGUGGGUGAAUCCAUGGCCACAAGCCCUGGACAUGCCAGGAAGUGCACGCUGCGUGCGCCUGGCCUGCGGUGCUAAGCACACGCUCUUCCUCACAGCAACCGGGCAGCUAUACGGCUGCGGGCAGAACGCGCAGCGACAGCUCAGCAGCGCUGUGUCUGGCUGCGUCACCACCACAGAACUUCCCUUCAGCCACGAGAACGGCCUGCCGGUCGAUAUCUUCUGCCACCCCAGCCUGAACGUUUCAGUGGUGCUGACCAAGGAGAACAGGUUCUUCAUCUGUGGCGAAGCCGGCAGUCUCUUUCACACAGCCGGGCUCAUUGAGCACUUCCUGCCAUACGACAGGGAUGCGAUCAUGAUCGAGAACCGCAUCGUGUGCAUGAAGCACAGCACUGGCCAGGUGUACAUACCCGGGUUCAACGAUCCCAAGGUCGGCACAGUUGAGCUGGUUGCAGCGCAAGAGGCAGAGGAGCCCGAGCCCGAUGGAGCUUAUGCUUGCCGGCUGCUGGAGCGGCACUUGGCUGUGGACAGCCUACGGCGCUUGACUCAUCAAGCACUGGAGGAAGCUGAGAUCGAGGGUGCAGCGACGAGCUUUGUCAUUACCGACUAUGGCUCGGAGCUCUUUUUCUUGAUCACGCAGAAUGCAAAGAUUGGUUCGCUCAUCCAGGCCACAGCCUCUGCGCCGAACUCCGGCGACACGGCAGACUUAGGAGGUCUCGCCAGAGGUGAGCGCACCUACGACGUCCAGGUGCUCUUCGGAGAUCGGCGGGCAGAGCAUUACAGAGCUAUCGCACGGUCUCUCAUCGAGGUGGUGGCGCAGAAAUCUUCGAAGCCCAUCCUAUUAGGUAUCCAACUCAAGGAGCACAACGUCCAAGUGUUUAGGGCCAUUCUGCAGCAGCUCCGCGAGAAGAUCGGUCCUGUGGUGGCUGCAGAGGAGGUGGAUGAGUUCGCGGAUUUUGAGGGGCGGGGUUCGUGA
This is a messenger RNA of Symbiodinium sp. CCMP2456, 1077 nucleotides long. Lineage: Eukaryota; Dinophyceae; Suessiales; Symbiodiniaceae. The record is from the annotation of a GenBank genome assembly.